AUGUACCCAUACAGCAACAUGAGAUCCCCUCCAUCCUCUCCCACUGCACUGGAAAAAACUCAGGCGGAAUUUGCUGCUGGUCUUCUGCCACUCAUUCCAGUACUCAUACCGCUCAAACCGAAAAAGAGCAAGGAGUUUAAGAGCAGGGAAGUGAUUGAGGAAGACGAAGAUGAGAGUGAGGAAGAGGAGGAGUUGCCAGAUGUGCAAGACAUCAACAUAGAUGAUGAUGGUGAUGAAGAGGAGGAAGAGGAGACAGAAGAAGAAGAGGUUGCUGACAGCUCCGCACCAGAUCUAUUAGUCGAAUCACCCUUUCCCGACCUAGUCGAAGUCACCGCCGCCGGCCCCCCUGAAUUCAGCUACCAAACCAUCUCCUCCAACCCCAAUCUCCAGCUCUUCCUCAUCCGCCUCCCACCGUCGAUCAAACCCAAGUACCUAGAAAACCUAGAACUCGACCUGGACGUUAAUGAUAAAGGCAUGUUGGGGAGCUUUCAAAGGAAGGGCGAGACUUGGGAGGUGAGGGACGCGAGUGAGGCUAGUGGGGCGGAGGAGAUGCAAGGACUGACAGUGUUGCUGCGGGACGAGGAGGGGAAAGGCACGCAUAGGAUCGGUAUUUCCCUUUCUCACAUCCUCUGCUCCUUCGCUCACAAUAUCAUAGCUCCACGACUCAUAUCCCGAAACCUCGUCAUCACCCGCUCCCUCCCCUCCCUCUCCCUCCCAAGCACCUCCACCGUUUCUCACACCCAAACCGCCCUCUCCUCCCAGCCCCCGACAGACUACACAAUCGCUUCCAUGCGCCCGCCUAGCAUGGCUCCCCCGGAACGGAUGACCUACCGGUUCGCGCCUCCCGGGACUUGGGAAGCACGGACCUCUUUGCUUGAUACGUUGAAUGCGGGAGAGACGGAUGGGGACGUACUGAUGGCUGAUGCGGCUCCUGCUGCAGCUCCUGCGAAGACGCCAAAGAACACCAAGAAACAUUCUGCUGUUGAUGCGGCUUCUACCUCUAAAACAGAACCACCCACCGCUGAAAAACCCAAGAAAAAACGGAAGAGUGAAGUUCUCGCAGACGGUGCCGCUCUCCCUUCCACGACUACCCUGUCCGUCGAGUCUUCCAACCCAACCCUUGGGGAGAAGAAGAAGAAACGCGUGGACGCUCCGGCUGUUACUGUUAAUGCAGAUAAUGUUACUGCCGUUCCACCACCAUCCGAUUUGACCACAGCAGCCGCCACCCCUGAGCUCACAGAGAAGAAGAAAAAGAAGCGGCAAAAAGCAGUCGAAGAAACGGAAACAUGA
Dacryopinax primogenitus is the source of this 1290-nucleotide messenger RNA. RefSeq lists its product as uncharacterized. The coding region runs from base 1 to 1290 and encodes 429 amino acids. The record is from RefSeq and is a predicted model, not a curated record. Lineage: Eukaryota; Fungi; Basidiomycota; Dacrymycetes; Dacrymycetales; Dacrymycetaceae. The transcript has 3 exons.